AUGGAUCAAAGCUUCAGUGGUUACUGUGUGAACACCAUUGACAAGUCGAGCUACUCGACUUUAGACUCGGUCGAGGAUCUGGACCUUAGCGACGCGGUUCUCGACUACAUAAACCACGUCUUAAUGGAAGAGGACGCCGACGACAGGGCUUGCGUGCUUCGAGAUUCCCCAGCCCUUCAGGCCGCCGAAAGGUCGCUCUACGAUGUUAUCGGGCAACAGUAUCCUCUUCCCGACCAACCGAGUAUCGAAACUAAUUUGCUCCACAGUCCGGAUUUAGACGAGGACAUUAUUCUCUGUCCUGAUUGGCUUUUCGAUCCCGAUUUCGACUGCUGCCCUAUCGAUUCUGGUAGCCAGUCAUCGUGCAGCUCCUCGAGCAGCAGCGGUGCCACUCGUAUAUCAUCCGGAAUUAACGAAACCGCGGGAGCCGAGAAAUUUAUUCCUCGUGGGAGUAACUUUACUGUUCGAUCUCCCAAUCCGAUAGUUACUGUGGACACAAGAUUCGAGUCACGGGGGAGAAAGAAUCCUUACAGUGACGAGUCCGUGGGGCCGGCAGAGGAGAGGAGCAGCAAGCUGUCCGCUGUCUGUUCCGAGUCGACCGUGAGUCCCGACAUGUUCGACGAGGUGCUCCUCACCAGUCCGAGAAAGAACGAAUUCAAAACUACCAGCAGCAGCAGCAGUAGUGUUAACCACGACGGCCGGCAGCCAAAGGGUAGAAAAAGUCGAGCCAAAAAACGAGGAAGCAACAAGCGGAUCGUGGUUGACCUGAGGAACCUCCUGACCCUGUGUGCACAGUCCAUCGCAGCCGACGACCACACGAGCGCGCGCGAGUUCCUGACUCGGAUCCGGAAGCACUCGACCCCGGCUGGGGAUGGGAUGCAGAGGCUGGCCCACUACUUGGCGGACUGCCUCGAGGCGCGCAUCUCCGGCGGGCCCCGCGUGCGCACCUCUUUCGACAACCUGCCCGCGAUGGCCGCUGCUGCCCUGCGCGCGUACCACCUCUACCUCUCCACCUGCCCCUUCCGGAAGGUCUCCAACUUCUUCGCCAACCGGGCCAUCACGAACGCGUUGGGAGCAGCCACGAGGCUCCACGUCGUUGAUUUCGGGAUAAUGUACGGAUUCCAGUGGCCCUGCUUCCUGGAGAGGCUCUCAGCCCGACGCGGAGGGCCCCCCAGCCUCCGCAUCACCGGCAUCGACCUCCCGUGCCGGGGUUUCCGGCCGUCCGAGAGGGUCGAGGAGACGGGGAGGCGCCUGGCAGGGUACGCCGAGGCCUUCCGGGUCCCGUUCGAGUUCAACGCCAUCGCUCGCAAGUGGGAAACGAUCACGCUCGACGAUCUCAAGAUCGAGGUGGACGAGGUGCUGGUAGUGAACUCUCUCUUCAGGAUGAGGAGCCUGGCGGACGAGACCGUGGUGGAAGAAGAGAGCCCGAGGGAUGCCGUCCUGAACCUCAUCCGGCGGAUGAAUCCCGCGCUUUUCGUGCUCGGGAUCAUGAACGGGGCCCACGGGGGCCCAUUCUUUGCCCCGCGCUUUCGGGAGGCGCUGUUCCAUUACUCGGCGCUGUUCGACAUGCUGGACGUGAACGUGGGCCCGGACGUGCACGAGAGGGUGCUCCUGGAGAGGGGCGUGUUUGGGAGGCAGGCGAUGAAUGUGAUCGCGUGCGAAGGGUCCGAGAGGGUCGAGAGGCCCGAGACGUACAGGAAGUGGCAGGCCAGGAUCAUGCGGGCCGGGUUCGAGCAGUUUCCUCUGGAUCGGGAGAUAAUGGAUAUGGCGAGAGAGAAAGUGGAGUCGUGCUACCACAAGGAUUUUCUGGUAGACGAGGACGGGGACUGGAUGUUGCAAGGGUGGAGGGGGCGUGUCCUGUAUGCGCUCUCAUCAUGGAAGCCCGCGUGUUGA
Messenger RNA from Striga hermonthica, 1890 nucleotides. The record is from the annotation of a GenBank genome assembly. NCBI's taxonomy places the organism in Eukaryota, Viridiplantae, Streptophyta, Magnoliopsida, Lamiales, Orobanchaceae.